UCCCCAAACCCCCCUGACACUGUAGCCAACUGACUGGGAUUUGCCCAAAUCUUAAAUCUGGAGGAAAAAGUGGAGGUCUGCUGUCUUGAAGACCAUUUUAUUGCAGCAAGAAAGUCUGUAGAGGAAAGUUCUCCAUGAAUGUACGUCACAAUGAUGAUGACAGACCAGAUCCCGCUGGACCUGCCUCCCUUACUCAACGGCGAGUUAACCAUGAUGCCUCACUUGGUUAAUGGGGAUGGAUCUCAACAGGUUAUUUUUGUUCAAGUCAACCCAGGAGAAACCUUCACAAUAAGGGCAGAAGAUGGAUCCCUGCAAUGCAUCCAAGGUCCUGCUGAAGUUCCCAUGAUGUCACCCAAUGGCUCCAUUCCACCAAUCCAUGUGCCCCCAGGUUACAUUUCACAGGUGCUGGAAGAUAACACAGGGGUACGAAGGGUUGUAGUGACACCACAGUCUCCAGAGUGCUACCCUCCCAGCUACCCUUCAGCAAUCUCCCCCACACACCACAUAUCUCCAUACCUUCCCCACCACCCCCACUUCAUACCCAGCUCACACACUGCUUUCUACCCACCGGUCACCGGACCAGGAGACAUGCCCCCCCAGUUCUUUCAACAGCAUCACCUCCCCCCCACAAUAUAUGGGGAGCAAGAAAUCUUACCAUUCUAUGGAAUGUCCAGCUACAUUACCCGAGAGGAUCAGUACGGCAAACCACAGCACAAGAAGAUUAAAGAGAGACAGCUGGACAGGCAGAACCGACUCAACAGCCCGCCGUCGUCCAUCUACAAAUCCCACAUAACCUCCUGUACAAUGUACAACGGCUACGGCAAGAGCCAUGGCGGGGCGGGGGGCAGCGGAGGAGGCAGUCCAGGCAUCAAGAAAACAGAGCGCAGAGCGAGGAGCAGCCCAAGGUCCAACGAGCAAGAUGUGCCAGAUCAUGACUCGGAAACCAAGAGAGUUCAAGACAUGCUUACAGGAAUUGAGAAACCACAGGUGUCUAAUGUCCAAGCCAGGAGCGCCCGCCUAACUUGGGCCCCACCAUCAGGGCUCCUGAAUGGGGACAGACAUAGCAACGGCCUGCCUUACACCUGUAGCUAUGAGGUCACAUUGUCAGACAAGGGGAGGGAUGGAAAGUACCACAUUAUUUACAGUGGAGAAGAAUUCGAAUGCAAUUUGAAGGAUCUCAGGCCAGCAACAGACUAUCAUGUAAAAGUGUGUGCAAUGUACAACUCCCUAAAGGGAUCGUGUUCAGAGCCAGUAAGCUUUGCCACACACAGUUGCAGCCCUGAGGGACCCUUACCUCCAAAACUAUCGCACAGAAACAAGAGUUCCCUUACACUGCAGUGGAAGGCCCCAAAUGACAAUGGUUCAAAAAUCACCAGUUAUCUAUUAGAAUGGGAUGAGGGAAAAAGGAACAGUGGCUUUAGAGAUUGUUAUUUUGGGAGCCAAAGGCACUGUAAGCUAACCAAACUCUGCCCGGCGAUUGGAUACACUUUCCGACUAGCAGCACGGAACGACAUAGGCACCAGUGGUUACAGCCAGGAAAUUGUGUUUUACACAUGUGGAAACAUCCCUCAGUCGCCCUUGGCUCCCAGACUUGUGCGGGCUGGCAUUACUUGGAUCACCUUACAGUGGAAUCGGCCAGAUGGCUGUACACCUGAGGAGGUGAUCACAUAUACUCUGGAAAUACAGGAGGAGAACAAUGGGAAUGGGUUUCAUCCAAAGUACACUGGUGAAGACUUGACAUGUACUGUGAAAAACCUCAAGAGGAGUACACAGUAUAAAUUCAAGCUCAUUGCCUCCAAUGUGGAAGGGAAAAGCAGCCCCAGUGAGGUUCUUGUUUGCACCACAAGUCCAGACAGGCCCGGACCUCCUUCCAGGCCUUGUAUUAAAGGAGCCAUUACACCUCACAGCUUCUGUGUGAACUGGGAUCCCCCGCAAGACAAUGGAGGUUCAGAAAUCUUGAAAUACCUCUUGGAAAUAUCAGAAGGAAACUCAGAUGCAAACCAAUGGGAGAUAGCAUACAGUGGAUCUGCCACAGAGCAUGUGUGUGAUCACUUGAAACCAGGCACUUUGUAUAGACUGCGGGCAUGCUGCAUCAGCACUGGUGGGCACAGUCAGUGUUCUGAAAGCCUGCCUGUUCGCACACUAAGUGUUGCACCAGGGCCGUGUCAACCCCCAACAAUUGUAGGAAAACCCAAACACAAGGAAGUCCUCUUACAAUGGGAUUGUCCAUCCUCAGACAGUGCCUGUGAGGUGACAGAGUACAGCCUGGAAAUGAGCGAAGCAGACGCAGACCCCUCCGAGGUCUACCGUGGUCCUGACCUGGAAUGUACAGUCAGCAGUCUUCUCCCUGGAACCACCUACAGCUUCAGAGUCCGAUCCACCAACGAGGCUGGGUACAGCCCCUAUUCUGGAACAACAGAAGUAACUACUGCAGCAGGACCUCCAGGCCAGUGUAGGGCGCCGUUUCUCACCUUAACAUCUAAUACCUGUGUUCUUGUAAGCUGGGAGAGCCCUGAGAACACUGGAGCAGAUAUUUCAGAGUACAGACUGGAGUGGAGCAGAGAAGAGGAGUCUUUGGAGCUUAUUUACUGCGGUACAGAAACACAAUAUGAAAUCACAGAUCUCGCUGCAGCAACACAUUACUGCUGCAGGCUCCAGGCAGCAAACCAAGCAGGCGCUGGACCCUACAGCGAUGUGGUGACCUGCAGCACCCCAGCCACGGAGCCAGGAGUGGUGCCUGUGCUGUUUGUCCUAGAUGACGAUCACAUAGACACACUCCUCAUUUCCCCCUCCAUGUGCCUUGCAUUAAAAUGGGAAGAGCCUUGCAAUAAUGGUUCGGAAAUUAUUGCAUAUGUCAUCGAAAUGGGAAGCAGUCAGAUCAAAGUGGACAAUGUAACAAGCUUCGUGAUUAAGGGUCUGCAGCCAGAUAGCGACUACAGCUUCAGAAUCCAGGCCGUGAAUGGGAUCGGAGCGGGUCCCUUCAGCCAGACAGUGCAGGGCACGACCAGGCCGCUGCCUCCCGCACCCCCCAGGCUUGAGUGUGCUGCAGCCGGACCCCAGAGCCUCAAACUCAAGUGGGGAGACAACAACACCACCACCAAAGUGCUCGUGAUGGACGACAUGGUGUACGCGCUUCAAAUAGAGGACAAAAACAGAGGGUUCGUUACCAUCUACAGAGGACCAAGUCAUACUUACAAGGUACAGAGGUUAACAGAAUCCACCAGCUACAGUUUCCGAAUGCAAGCAAUCAGCGAAGCAGGAGAGGGCCCGUUCUCUGAAGUGUACACCUUCAGUACAACCAAAUCAGUCCCACCAGCUGUCAAAGCUCCCCGGGUGACCCAGUUAGAAGGAAACACAUGUGAAGUCACGUGGGAGGCUAUUCCACCAAUGAGAGGCGACCCAGUCAGCUAUACUCUACAGGUCUUGGUCGGGAGAGAAUCAGAGUACAAACAGGUGUUCAAGGGGGAGGACACCGCAUUCCAGAUCUCAGGCCUUCAAUUUAACAUGGAUUACCGUUUCCGUGUGUGUGUGUGUCGCCGCUGUACGGACACCACGCAGGAACUGACUGGAGCAUUCAGCCCCUCAACCCUCUUCACACUGCGACGUAACGAGCUGGCACUGGCUGGAGAGCUGGGGUCAACAGACAUCACCAAAUCAAAGAGCAUGAUGCCCACUGAUGAACAGUUUGCAGCCAUCAUUGUAGUUGGCUUCGCAACUCUGUCCAUUUUGAUUGCCUUUAUUUUACAAUACUUCUUUAUGAAGUAAAACCACAUACAUAUUUUUAAGUAAUUCAGAUUUUUCUUCUUUUCAUUUCCUCGCUCUAGUUUUUGUCCUUCACUUAUUUAUUAUAUUUUUUUCUAAGGUGUUCUAGCAGCCUUAUGUUUUGCUGCACCUUGUUUGGGAAAGAAAAGUCUGAUUUUAAAACCCUAAAGAAGUUGUACGCAAAAACAGGUUAAAAUCAUGUGCAUGAUAUUUUUUAAAGCUACGAGAAAGAAAAAAAAAAAGUUAUGGCCUUAUUCUUUGUUUACUGUUUAUAUGGAUUAGCUUUUUUGUGUUUUUUUUUUUUCAGCGAUAUACUGUGCAUGUAGGAACAAUACCUUUACCAUAUGGCAACCAAUCACUGCCCUUUUAAAUAGUUAAAUACUUGUGUUAGUUGUCAAAUAGUGUUAUCCAAAAUGUAUACAGUUCUAAACAUGUGUCAGGGUUAUUGAAAUCACAGUAUCAAAAGACAAAACAAACUGCAAGUGAAGAAUAUAUUUUAUCAGGACACUUAGGCCACAAAUGCCAGCAUGAAGCUGCCAAAGCCAACUACAAUCCAUGCAGUGGUCAUGUUUUAAUGAAUGCUGCUAUCCUAUAUUUAAAAAGAGGAAAAUCGAUCACACUAUAUGUAUGUUGUUCUCAUUUGUUAUCUAAUGAAUAUAUAUAUAUAGAUUAUAUACAAAGCAACACAAGUUACAUAUUAACACAAACAAAUAUCAAAUUAAAAAAAAAAUUCAAUGCAUUUUAUAAUUGGUGCUUAAACUUUGAGGUCAGUUGACUUGGUCUGAAUUUACAGUAAUCCACUGCUACUCUAAAUGUAGGAGGCUAUAUAAAGUCUUCACAGUGUAAUUCGGUACAUUUCUGAAAUACCUGAAUGUAAGUAUAUUAUUUUUAAAGCCAUACUUUGUCAUUAAAAAGAAGAGGAGCUGUAACACAAAUUUGUCACACUACAGUGAUUUGAGCUGAACCCAUUGUAUCGAAACCUAAAUACCUAGCCCACCCAGUCCCUCCAAAUCCUGCUGCAGUCCCAGUAGAAUACUUUGUAAUCAAUAAUACUCCUAAUCACUGUGGGACCAUGCCUUAUAUAAACUGGCCUUAAAACUCAAUGUUAACAUUGGAAUAAAACCAUUCCUGUAGUCUAUGUAGUUAGCUACUGUACAUGCUAUUUGUCUAGAAUAACCCUAGAGGUACAGUAAUGAAGUGCUAACCAGGCUUUGACAGGCGAAACAGUCUCUUCUCAUUUACAACCUUUAUAUACCAGAAAAAAUACAUAAACCAAACAUAUCUGAAGGCAAUGGUAGUGGUCUUUCCAAAAAAAAAAAUACGUAUGAUCCAAAGAAUUCAAUUCCAUUAAAUUGAAGGCCUCUUGUGUAGUAUUAAGAACAUAAGAACAUAUAAGAAGUGGGGGUCAUAUCCUAGCUCUUAUACGAAAGCCUGUACAAAUGUACCUCAGGGACAUAAAGAGGUGAGGUAGUACAUAUUAAAUGAUUUCCAGGAGGGUGCUGCCAACACUAGGAUUGUGUAUUCUUUUAAUAUCGUUUAGUCUGUUUUGUUUUUUUUUCUCCAUUGUCUAAGCUGCGCCUUGUUCUGUCCAUAAGCAAGGUCAUUUAUUACAGGAGGGUGCUGCAAAGACUAGGAUUGUGUAUUCUUUCAAUAUCUUUCUUUGUUAGUCUUUGUUUUUUUUCUCCAUUGCCUAAGCUGCGCCUUGUUCUGUCCAUAAGCAAGGUCAUUUAUUAGCUCAAAACAAAUACCUUAACCAAAGUUAAUGGGAAACCAAGGUAUAAUUCUUUUAUUUUAGGUUUAUUUAUACUAAAUAUUGCAUACAGUACUUUAAUGCCAAUUACAGUGCAAUCUUCAUUUAUUUAUUUUAAAAAUUAAGUGUUUAGUUAUGUACUAUUUUUUGUUUCCUUGUAGCAUGUUAUAUAUUUUUGUUUUUCUGUUUUGUAUUGUUGUAUUUUAGAUUUAUAAUUACAGGCCACCAUUCCUAAUAUUCAAUUACCCUUUUUAUGUUUUAUUAUUUGUGUAUAAUAAUUGGGAACACAUAAUACAUUUAAUGCCAAUAUCAGCAACAGAAAGGUUUACAUAUUUUCCAAACACUUAUUUAUCUCCUUUCAAAAAAAGUGCUGAACAUGUAUUUGAUGUGCCUAUGUAGAUGUAGCCAAUGUUAGCCAACAUAUAGUUUCUUUUUUGGGAUAUAACUUGCUAAAUUGGCAAUGCAAGAUAGUAUUAUUAUAUUAAGCUUAUAAACUUGUGCAUUUUGCCAAAGCUAAGAAUUGUCCACUUUAUUUAGCUUCUUUUUUUAAUUUUAUUUCUUCUUUAAUUUAAAACGUUACAUGUGAUGAGAUGUUUUGUAACACUAUGUUGUUAUUUCUGUGAUUAAGUCAUUCUUUAAAAAAGUAAGUGCCGUUAUUAACCCUGUGAGAUGAGUUUAAAAAAAUAGGUAUGAUAAAAAGCAAACCAAAUUAUAUUGAGACAACCAACAACCCUGUGAUAGAUUAUAUAUAGGAGAGAGAGAUAUAGAUAGAUACAUAUAAUGUGUGUGUUAGUCUGAUGGUAAUUGAAACUAACCGAACUUAAGCACUUUUUCAACAAAAUAAUUGUCUUUAUAUGACAGUCAUUCAUAUUCAUAUAUAUAAAGCUGUAAUGCUUAAGUAUACAGCAUACAAGUUUGUUUUAAUAUCAGAUUUCUAAAGAAAACAAAUAUAUUUAAAAAAAAAAACACAAAUGUUAUACUAAAGUGAAAACGUACCCUCGAGUUAAGUUUGAAAACACUGUUAAAAAAAAAUGCUGAAAUCAUGUUUGUUUCUUUAUUUGACUGGGCUAAUGUUACAGAAUCCUAAUAGCAACGAGCCUGAUUACUGUACAGUGCUGAUUCAUAUGUAUUCCCAGUGAAAUGUUUAGCAGAAGAACUCUUUCGAUAUUAUCUUUAAACUGAAAAAUAAAAAUGAAGAUUUUUUUACCUCACAGAUAGACAAACAUUCCAAGCUUUUUCAAAAUACAAAAAUCAGACAUUUGUGUUAUGUACAUUUUUAGACAAUUUCAUAUGCAUUAUAUACAAACUGCCAUAUCAAUUUUAAAUGUAUAGAUUUUGCAAAUACUACCCUAUGUAGGUAAGACUAAACUGUAUCUGUAGCGUAUAUGUAAUAUAUUUAUGCCCAAUAAAUGUUAAUUUUUUCUGAA
This is a messenger RNA of Acipenser ruthenus (sterlet), 6939 nucleotides long. RefSeq names its product fibronectin type III domain-containing protein 3B-like. Bases 139 to 3765 code for a protein of 1208 amino acids. NCBI's taxonomy places the organism in Eukaryota, Metazoa, Chordata, Actinopteri, Acipenseriformes, Acipenseridae. The transcript has 26 exons. Gene Ontology annotation, cellular component: membrane. Gene Ontology annotation, molecular function: protein binding; cytokine receptor activity. The record is from RefSeq and is a predicted model, not a curated record.